AUGACGUUGGAAAACGCGCUCGCGAGCGUGGACAGCGACGUCGUGGGUGACGCGGAUGGUGGAGUUGUGGUGAAGAAGGAGACGACGCCGAAGGCGUUCGUCAACGCGAAAACCAUCGACGAGUCGGAUUUCGAGGACGUGGUGGUUUCUGAACCGCCGUUGAACAUUGAACGAUUGAAAUCAGUAGGAACGAUCGCUCGAUCGUUCGAGAUUUGGAGCUUUGUCGUGGCGUUCGUGUUCAGACGGGUUUUCAUAGGGGUGAAGUGGUCGUACAAGGGCGGAUACACCGAGGAGAAGCGCAUCGCGAGGCUCGAGCGUUUGGCGAGCUGGUUGCGCAAGGGGCUGCUUCGACUUGGACCGACGUUCAUCAAGGUUGGUCAGCAGUUCUCUACUCGUGUUGAUGUGUUGAGCCCGCAAUUCAUUCGAGAGCUCGAAAAGUUGCAAGAUCGCGUCCCGCCGUUUCCGACCAAGCUCGCCAAGGAAAUCCUCGACGAAGAGCUCGGUGGUCCGGUUGAAUCGUUCUUCGACAAUUUCGAAGACACUCCGCUCGCGGCGGCGUCCUUGGGUCAGGUCCACCGCGCGCAAAUGAAGGCGACGGGCGAGCAAGUCAUCAUCAAGGUGCAACGCCCGGGCUUGAAGGAGAUUUUCGACAUUGACCUUAAAAACUUGCGCGUCAUCGCCAAGUGGUUGCAAAAGGUCGAUCCGAAGAACGACGGCGCCAAGCGCGAUUGGGUGGCGAUUUUCGAUGAAACGGCGCGCGUGCUGUACGAUGAAGUCGACUACACCAACGAGGCGAAGAACGCGGAAGAGUUCAAGAAGCAGUUCACCGGCGACGACUGGAUAAAGGUUCCUCGCAUUUACUGGGAAUUCACCAAGCGUCGUACGUUGUGCAUGGAGUACGCGCCGGCGACGAAGAUCAACGAUGUGGAGGCCAUUAAGGCGAUGGGAAUCGAUCCCGAUCGCAUGGCUCGCCUCGCCGUCGAGGCUUACUUGCAGCAAGUGUUGCGAUUUGGUUUCUUCCACGCGGAUCCGCACCCUGGUAACGUCGCCGUCGACAAGGGUGAUCCGGAAGGCAAGGGGCGAUUAGUUGUGUAUGAUUACGGUAUGAUGGGUCGCAUUCCCAGCCAAACUCGUGAUGGAUUGUUAGAUUUGUUCUAUGCGACGUACGAAGGUCAAAGCGACAGCGCCGUGAAGGCGUUGAUGAAGAUGGGCGUGCUCGUGGACACGGGCGCCGAUCUCACCGCGGUGAAGCGUACGGCGGAUUUCUUUUUGACGCAAUUCGAUGCUCGCAUCAACGCGCAAAAGAAGGCUCGCGAAACGAACAAGGAAGAGUUUGAGGCUGAGUUCAAGGCGCCGCGCACCAAGGAGGAGAAACAGCAAGUUCGCAAGCGCAUUUUGUCCAACAUCGGCGAAGAUUUGCUCGUCGUGAGCAAGGAUCAACCGUUCCGAUUCCCGGCUGAAUUUACAUUUGUGGUGCGAGCCUUCUCCGUGUUAGACGGAAUCGGUAAGACGCUCAACAAGAAGUUUGACAUUUCCGAAAUCGCGGCGCCGUACGCGCGCAACUUGCUCAUUGAAGCGAACCCGAACUCGUUGCCGCCGCAAGUCGUGACGGCUCAGCGCGACUGGUUGCGUCGCGCCGAUGCUCAAACGAAGGCCAUCGUCAACUUGUUCAAGGGUCCGGAUGCCAUUUAUGACAUUGCGGACACCAUGCGUCGCAUCGAAACGGGCAAGUUGAAGAUUCGCGUCCGCGCUCUCGAAGCCGAACGCGCGCUUGAUCGCAUGGCCAUCAUGCAAGGCGUUACGAUUCAAGCUCUUCUCGCGGCCUGCGCGACGAACAUUGGUGUUGUGUUGUACGUGAGUAGCUUGACAUUGUACGCGCAAUGCGCGUUUGGCGCCGCCGGUUUGCUCGCGUUCAAGGCGCUCACGGGCCAACUCAAGGUUGCCAAGCUCUUGAAGAAGGAGAACUCCAUCCUCGGAGCUUAG
Ostreococcus lucimarinus CCE9901 is the source of this 1983-nucleotide messenger RNA. RefSeq lists its product with no specific name. Gene Ontology annotation, biological process: regulation of response to reactive oxygen species; proteolysis. The coding region runs from base 1 to 1983 and encodes 660 amino acids. Gene Ontology annotation, molecular function: aspartic-type endopeptidase activity. The transcript has 2 exons. NCBI's taxonomy places the organism in Eukaryota, Viridiplantae, Chlorophyta, Mamiellophyceae, Mamiellales, Bathycoccaceae. The record is from RefSeq and is a predicted model, not a curated record.